This is a messenger RNA of Myzus persicae (green peach aphid), 738 nucleotides long. RefSeq lists its product as uncharacterized. The record is from RefSeq and is a predicted model, not a curated record. NCBI's taxonomy places the organism in Eukaryota, Metazoa, Arthropoda, Insecta, Hemiptera, Aphididae. Bases 1 to 696 code for a protein of 231 amino acids. The transcript has 4 exons.
AUGACAAAAGUUAUUGCAUCAAAACCGCAGUUGUCGGUAAGUAUUGUGAAAAAUCCUGUAAAAUACUGGAGUGGAAUUGUCGACGAUACUCGAUUGGGGAUCGAUGUAGACUGCGUAUGCCUUUUUUUUCUUAUCAGCGACGGAGGCGUAUCAUACCCAUUCGCGUAUAACAGGGUUGGCGAACCUUUUACGGGACAGGUGCCUCAAUUUAAAACGAAAUUCUCGAAACAUAAUCGAGUGCCCCUCCGCCGAAAAAGCCAUUUUUACACUGACGAUAAAAGAAGAUCGAUUCCACGAGUUAUAGAUAACAAAUCAAGUACACCCAAAGUACCUCAACAGCAAGCACCUAAAUUAUCUGAUGUUUCUAAACCAUCGAACUCCACAUCAUUAUCUGCACCAUCCAAGAAAAAUCCUGCGCGUCUAUCCAAUCAACCAAGAAGAGGAGGAGGAGUUAUAGGAGAAGUUGCUAAGAACGCGGCAGGAGUUGCAAUAGGAACUGCAGUGGGUAGAAAAAUAUCAAAUAUGUUCGAUGGUGGAAAAGGUGAUGAAAAAACAGUAGAAUCAUUGAAUGAGACAGAUUAUUCAAUUGAUAAUUCGAAAAAUGAAGAAUUUACUGAAGAUGACAGUGAUGGACAAGGGGAUGAAGAAAAUUACGAAGAAAACGAUGAAGAAAAUGGUGAAGAUUCAGAUCAGUAAUAAUAAUAAUCAUUAAAUAAUGUAAACAAUAUGUUUUGAAUU